Messenger RNA from Triticum dicoccoides, 3238 nucleotides. RefSeq lists its product as uncharacterized. Bases 24 to 1565 code for a protein of 513 amino acids. NCBI's taxonomy places the organism in Eukaryota, Viridiplantae, Streptophyta, Magnoliopsida, Poales, Poaceae. The record is from RefSeq and is a predicted model, not a curated record. The transcript is spliced from 18 exons.
AUUCCGUCACUGCAUCCGGCACGAUGGAGCGGAUCGACGCCCUGAAGGCCCGCAGGGGCAAGCUCGCCGACGAUCCCUGCCUGAGGCGGCUCCGUAACCGGCGGCUCAUCGUCUCCCUCUAUCUCCAGGGAUUCCAGCCCGCCCACGACUGGAUGCUCCGCGAGACGGAUUUGUUCAUGAGCGGCCGGCAUCUGCAGCAGCUGGUGGCCUGCGGCCAGUGGAGGCAAGCCCUCGACUACAUCCGGCGCUUCCUGCCGCCGGCCAUAGGGGGCGUCGAGGCCCGCACCCUCUCUCUCUUCCUCCACGCCUUCUGGGCCGUGGACAACGCCGCCGCCUGCUCGAUGGGCGCCCCCGUCACCACCGCCGUGUACAGCCACGACGUCCGCAUCCUGACCACCAUGUGCGCUAGCAACGUCAAGCUCUCUUCCAUCCUCAACAAGAUACACCACUCGCCCAAAUUCAGGGCAUCCCUGGACUGGAAACUGGUAAGGGAGAAGGCAUCGCUGAUUGCUGAUGAUUUGGCGCUUGAUUCUCCAGAGUUGAGACGCAGGUUGCUACUGCCCCGCGACUUGCUUCCCAUCGGUCCCUGUCAUCGAAGGCACCACUUGAAGAAACAAGCCCUGCGGCCAGCAUCAUCUGCUAUUGCCAAGUGGUAUCUCAACAGGAAGAAGAGCCUGCCUUCUUUAACCCCAGUUAUCGGUUUGAACUCUGAGGGACAAAACCGGGUGGUGGAUCUUAUUGAGGCGUGUUUAAAAGCUGGUACAGUUGUGGAGCUCGAUCAAGGGCACCUACUUCAGUCAAGUGCGAUGGCAGGUGCUUUUAUUACUCCAUUCUCACAGACCAUGUUUGGUACGACAGGUCCUACUAAAAUCAGUGAAACUUCAUUCGUGACAAAUGCAGGUGCUCCAACUUUCACAGGUCUGCCUAAUUAUCUCUGUGAUUCAGUCUCACGGCCUGCUAAAAUCCCUUGGAUCAUAUCUUCCACAAAUGCAGGUGCCUUUAGCACUCCAUCUUCGCAGACAAUGCUUCAUACGACAGGUUCAACUAAAAACAUUGAGACUUCAUCAGUGACAAGUGCAGGUGCUCCAACUUUCACAGGUUUGCCUAAUUAUCUUCAUUGGAACCCAUCAGUUGCAAAUUCAGGUGAUUCAGUCUCACAGCCUGCUAAAAUUAAAAUCCCUUGGAUCAUAUCUGCCACAAAUGCAGGAUCUUUUAGUACUCCAUCCUCACAGACCAUGCUUGAUACGACAGGUUCUACUAAAAACAUCGAGACUUCAUCAGUGACAAGUGCCGGUGCUCCAACUUUCACAGGUUUGCCUAAUUAUCUUCAUUGGAACCCAUCAGUUACAAAUUCAGACCCAGUCGAUCUAAGAAAGAGGCUGACAACUGCUGAGGAAGAUGAUCCCGGUAAAAAAAGGCAACGGACAAAUAAAUUGUCUCCAUCGUGCAUUCCGCACGCGUCAUCUGUGUCUCCGAGCACCAGGCUUCCGACACUCCGCUAUGAUCUCCACAUGAUCCCGCAUGGGCUUCACGGAGUUGUAGUUUCACUCAGAUAUAAGCAAUAGUAUUGAUGUCUAUUCACCAUCAAAAAAAAGUAUUGAUGUCUAUUUGCAAGAUGCCUGCCAAGGAGCUGCCAAAAUUAUCAACCUGGGCAUGUUCUAUGUAUUAGUGAUGCCUCUUUUAAUUGCAUUUGGCUAGGUUUUGUUUUGGUGCCAGACAGAACUUUGUUCACCCCAAUUAAGCCUUUCAGUUUACUAUCUUUGUUGCAUGUUAUGUUGCAUUAUACUCACUAAGGUGCAAUUCCUUCCCUCUGAAUUUGGAACUAUCAUGUUAUCGGCAGCUUUAGUAUAAAGGUUUGCAUUCUGCUCCAUCCAACACUUUCCUGUAAAAGUGCUCCUCCAUGUAGGUCACUAUAUAACAACUGAAAUUUUAAGCAUUGACUGGUAUGUAUUUGUAGAGACUAUGAUAGAUAUAGAAGCAUCAAAAUUUAAUAUAUGCCCAUCUUCAUUCUGCUGAAGUUUUACCUACUAUUUUUCUUUGCCUAUUAACCGAUUCAUGAAAUAAUUCACUGAGGUGGCCAAAUACAUUACUUUCAUAAAAUACAUACGUGUUUUCUUUUUCUCUGUUAUUAAUUGUUUGACAUAUUAUUGUUAAUUGUACAAACUAAUCUUGAUUUUUCAGUUGCCGACACUUUUUUUUUCUUGCCAUUUGAAUCUUGCCCAUUUGGAUCGUGUCUAAUGUGGCAAAGGUCACACAUUCAAUAUUUGUUUGUGAGACUCCAUUACUAAGGUGAGACAUUUCCCACUUAUCAGUUCGAGAUAUUGUCUGCAGUUUUAGUGUUCAAUUCAGCUGCUCGACACUUUAGGAUACCUCGUCCUUCACACCCAAAACAAGCUUCGGUUAGUUUUACCAUAAAAAAUGUUGUGUCAUUAAGUGUUGUUAUUCACAAUUCUCUUUUGUAAAGCAUAGUAACAAACUUAAAGGUUGUCAUUUUGUGGUUAAUGCAUUUCCAAAUUUGUUUUGGUGGUUAAUUUUAUUGAUUCAAAGUUUCUAAUUGGGCAAAUCCUAAUUAGUUCUUAAUUUCUUACACAUGGGAUUCAUUUUUCCUACUCUGCAAUCCAUCACGUAUGUAGCAAAUGGUUCAGUGGAUAUCACAUAUUUUUAUGUCAGUCAAUAUUAUAUAUAUAUAAUUUUUGUCUAUACUCCUUUAAAUAUUCAUCUACUAAUUCCCGCAGCAACGCGCGGGGUAGCAUCUAGUUUCCUAAGAAGUACCUACAAUAUUAACUGGCGGAGUACUUGUUGGAAUGCAGGAGCUAGAGUCUGAAACUGAAGCUGGUACUUGCGCCAUCAACUUGAUAGCCUGAUUGAGUCGGGCCUUACUCACUGUGCUCCUUCAAGUCGAUUAGUUGCAAUUGUGUUGGAGGAUACCAUUAAGGAGGUUUUUGGAUUAGAGAGUGGAUACUGUACCUUGCUGCGAACGGUCCUGCGACGGCGGUGAGCUGGGGUGGCAGAGAACGGUCCAGCGACGACGGCGAUGGCUACCAAGCGACAGGGCCGCACCAAAUAGGCGGAGGAUUAGGCACACAUCCGGUGACUCGCCGACCAUCGGAGACGGGAAGAGCCGGCUCGAGCCUGGCGGCAGUGGGUUCUUUUGGGAGAGAGCAGAGGAGCACUCGAGAUUUCUCCCCGAAACAAACACCUCCUAGGUAUAAAUCUUAUUAAUGGUUCAUUCCUGGAA